This is a messenger RNA of Cavenderia fasciculata, 3837 nucleotides long. RefSeq names its product peptidase M16 family protein (gene pitrm1). Gene Ontology annotation, molecular function: metal ion binding. The transcript is spliced from 6 exons. Gene Ontology annotation, biological process: protein processing. The coding region runs from base 1 to 3837 and encodes 1278 amino acids. Gene Ontology annotation, cellular component: mitochondrial matrix. Lineage: Eukaryota; Evosea; Eumycetozoa; Acytosteliales; Cavenderiaceae. The record is from RefSeq and is a predicted model, not a curated record.
AUGUUUGAUACUAUUUUUAUGAUCAUUGUCCCUUUUAUACUCGUCGCGCGAAGCCAAUUAGAUUAUGUGAAGCCAAUUCGUAGUAGCGAUCAUGCUUCUAAAAGCAAGCGUCAAAUGAUUACAUGCUGUUUUUCGGUUCUUUGGCCCAUUUUUACUCGUUGCGCGAAGCCAAUUCGAUUAUGUGAAGCCAAUUCGUCCCAGCUGUCUAUGUCUGCCAAAAACAUCCAAGAAUUUAAACUAAUGGACGAAUGGAUUCAGCUAUUCUGUAAAGCUACAUCAUCCAAAGUCAACACUGACAAAUGUAAUCACCACGAGGUAAAGAACAAUCGAGUUGCAAAGGUUUCAUUUGCCCAAUCAUGGAUGGACCAACUCAUCCAAGACAAACCAAACGACUUUGUCCGUCUCUGCCGCAGCCAGUGGGAGAAGCUCACCCAACCCUACGACGUCAGCAGAGAGGCUGUUCCCAAGCCAGCAAUGGAACCAGACAAAAGAGGAAGAGUACCUCUCAAGCAAGUGUACCUCCAAAGGCUGACCAUAGCCAACGAAAAGUGGAAUGUGUACGACCCGACCCCAGGCCAAAAGAUCUUAGCAACCGAUGACAGAGUAUUUAAACUUUUUCUUAUUUGUAAUACAAAUAUUUCUAUAGCAAUGUUAUCUGCAGCAGUAGGUAGAUCUGUUUUAAAUCGUGUUGCAAAUGUCAACCGAUUGAGAUCAACCUCUUCAAAUUUGGUUUCAGGUUGUUUAACCUCUUACAACAACAACAACAACAAUGAUAGUAGUAGUAACAAGUGCUAUUAUAAUGUACCAAAGAAUAAUAAUAGUAAUAAUCAGUAUUGUCGUCAAUUUAGUAAUACAUCAAUCACUAGAUCAUCUGAACCAAUAACAAAACCAUCAUCAACAACAAGAUCAAGAGGAAAAGAAAGAGAAAGAAAUGAAUUAAAAAAAGGUGAUAGAUUACAUGGAUAUGUUGUUUUAGAGGUUAGAGAUGUACCAGAGCGACAAUUUAGAACCUAUACAUUGGAACAUGAAAAGACAGGAGCCAAACACUUGCACAUUGAUUGUGAAGACAAGAAUAAUAUCUUUUCAGUGACUUUUAGAACGACACCGAUGGAUUCGACUGGUGUCGCUCACAUUCUCGAGCACACUACACUGUGUGGAUCUAAAAAGUAUCCAGUUCGUGACCCAUUCUUUAACAUGCUCAAACGUUCACUCAACACUUAUAUGAAUGCAUGGACUGCACCAGACCACACAUCCUACCCAUUUGGUACACAAGACGAGACAGACUAUUACAACUUGCUCGGAGUCUAUCUCGAUGCAACCUUUUUCCCCAAUCUUGCCGAACACGAUUUCCGCCAAGAAGGACAUCGUCUAGAGUUUGAAAAAAACGACGAUCCAUCAACACCACUACAAUACAAGGGAAUUGUAUUCAACGAAAUGAAGGGAGCACUCUCUGACCCAUCAUCCUACUUUGCCGAAAUUCAACAACAACUCUUGUACCCCGGUACCACCUAUUCUCACAAUUCAGGUGGUGAACCAAAGGAUAUCCCAACACUCUCCUACGAGCAAUUAAAAGAUUUCCAUCAAAAACAUUAUCAUCCUUCCAAUUCUCAUUUCUUUACCUAUGGUGAUUUACCUCUUGAAAAUCAUCUAAAAUAUAUUCAAGAAAAUGUUCUCUAUCAAUUCGAUCGUACUGAUGUUAGUAGUACUGCUAUUACAAAUGUUAAACGUUGGUCUGAACCAAAAUCAAUUAAAACUACUUGUCCUCCUUCAACUAUGGAAACUGAUAGAAAAUAUAAAUUUAGUUUAUCAGUAUUACAUAAUAAUAAUUCAGAUAUUUAUGAAUCAUUGGUAUUAAAUAUCCUUAGUACAUUAUUACUUAGAGGUACAAGUACACCAAUGUAUCAAUCAUUAUUACAAUCUGGAUUGGCAUUGGAUUAUACACCAGGAACAGGAUUUGAAGAAGGUUUAUUUGAAAGUGCAUUUUCAGUUGGUGGUGUUGGUAUUCGUGAACAAGAUGUUGCAAAAGUUCAAGAAACCAUACUAGAGACAAUGGCCAAAGUUGAAAAAGAAGGAUUUGAUGAAAAGAAUAUUGAAUCUGUACUUCAUCAAUAUGAAUACUCUCAAAAGGAUGUUAGCGCUUCAUUUGGUAUAAAGUUGGCUGGUGUCGUUCAUUCCCUACUCGUUCACAAUUUAGAUCCUGUUGAACGUCUUCAUCUUAAUCAAUACGUUGAACGUUUCCGUCAACAAGUAUUGAUUGAAAAGAAACCAAUUCUUCAACAAAAGAUUCGUGAAAUUUUAGAUAAUCCCCAUCGUCUAAAUUUAACAAUGGUCUCUGAUGAUUCUCUACAACAAAAAGAAAAACAAGAUGAAAUUGAAAAAUUAGCCAAAAUCAAUUCAAAAUUAUCGAUCGAGGAAAAGAAAAAGAUUGUAGAACAAGCUUUAGAUUUACAAUCACGUCAAAAUCUUGCUCAAGAUGUUUCAUGUCUACCUAGAAUCUUAAUUUCAGAUAUUGAAAAAAAACAAGAAAAGAUUCCAUUUAUUGAUCAAUUUGUUAGAGAUACACCAUUACGUCUAUUGGAUCUUCCAACAAAUGGUAUCACAUAUUUUAGAUCAAUCAUUGAUAUUUCAACAAUGCCUGAUAAUCUUAAAAUUUAUUUACCAUUCUACUCUAAUUUAAUGACAUCAAUGGGAGCAGGAAAAUUUGAUGAUAAGCAAUUAGAUACAGAGAUGAAUUUAUAUACAGGUAGAUUUGGAUCAUCACCAAUGAUAUCAACUAGUCCAUUUGAUUUAAAUGUGGUUGGAGAAAGUUUAUAUAUUCGUAGUGCAUGUUUAAACAAAAAUAUUGAAAAAAUGUUUGACUUGUGGAAUAUGAUUCUAUUGGAUAAUCAUUGGGAGAAUCCAGAUCUAAUCAAGAUUUUAAUGGGUCAAAUUCAAUCUUCAAUUGUUGAAAAUAUUCCAUCAUCUGGUUUAUCUUAUGCUAGUCUGACUAGUGCUUCCAAUUUUACACGUGCAACUCAUCUUUCUGAACAAUGGAGUGGUUUAUCUCAUGUUGCAUUGGUUAAUCAAUUGGUCUCUUCCCAUGACUAUCAAGGAUUAAUCGAAAAACUUUUAGCAAUUAACCAGUUUAUUACCGAUCGUUCAUUAAUGCGUAGUUGUAUUACAACUGAAAAGGAUACUAUACCAUUGGCAACUGAAAAAUUAUCUCAUUUCCUCGGUCAUUUCCAAUCGCGUAAUACAAUGAAAACAAAUACCAAUCAAUUUGAUAGUAUUGUUGCUCAAAAUGCCAUACCAAAAUAUUUUGGUAUACCAAGUGCAGUCAAUUAUAUUUCAAAGGCAUAUCAAGGUGUUGCUUAUACUCAUCAAGAUUCUGCAAGAUUACAAGUACUAAGCAAGGUACUUGGUGAAUACCUUCACAAGGAAAUUAGAGAAAAAGGAGGUGCCUAUGGUGGAGGUGUAUCCUAUGACAGCGGUGUCAUUGGUUUUUACUCUUAUCGUGAUCCAAACCUUCAACGUACCAUCGACGCUUUUGGACAAUCCAUUCAAUGGUCAGUCUCUGACAAGAUCACCACUGAAAAUAUCGAAAACGCCCAACUAUCAAUCUUUUCCGCUUUCGAUGCUCCAGAAUCACCCUCUUCCAAGGGUCUAGGUGAAUGGAGUAGAGGUAUCACUCACGAAAUGAAACAACAACGUCGUGAUCGUCUAUUCAACAUUGAUAAACAACAAUUGGAACAAGUUGCUGAAAAAUAUCUUAUCAAUCAAACAAAUUAUACAACUAUUCUGGGUAAACAAGAUCAAGAAAUUAAAAAUGAAAAAAAUUUUAAUUAUAAAGAUAUUUAA